GAGACGGACGUGCUGAAGCCCGCAAGCUGCCGCUCUAGCCUGAGCCGGGUCGUAGAGUCGAGCUGCUUCCGGCGCCGCGGCUGGGAAGGAGCCGGAAGUCCGGUGGGCUCCGGGUGUCGAGAUGGAGGAGGGAGAGUAUGAGUCGGUCCUCUGUGUCAAGCCGGAGGUCCACGUCUACCGCAUCCCGCCGCGAGCCACCAACCGUGGUUACAGGGCCGCGGAGUGGCAGCUGGACCAGCCAUCAUGGAGUGGCCGGCUGCGGAUCACUGCAAAAGGGCAGGUGGCCUUCAUCAAGCUGGAGGACAGGACCUCAGGGGAGCUCUUUGCUCAGGCUCCGGUGGAUCAGUUUCCCGGCACGGCCGUCGAGAGCGUGACGGAUUCCAGCAGGUACUUCGUUAUCCGCAUCGAAGAUGGAAACGGGCGCCGGGCAUUUAUUGGAAUUGGCUUCGGGGACCGAGGCGAUGCCUUUGACUUCAACGUUGCACUGCAGGACCACUUCAAGUGGGUGAAACAGCAGUGUGAAUUUGCAAAACAGGCCCAGAACCCAGACCAGGGUCCCAAGUUGGACCUAGGCUUCAAAGAGGGCCAGACCAUCAAGCUCAACAUCGCGAACAUGAAGAAGAAGGAAGGAGCAGCUGGGACCCCCCGAGCACGGCCGGCCAGCGCAGGAGGACUGAGCCUGCUUCCUCCACCCCCCGGGGGGAAAACCUCCACCCUGAUCCCUCCCCCUGGGGAGCAGGUGUCUGUGGGGGGAUCACUCGUCCAGACAGCAGUUGGUCCCAGUUCAGGAGGGGCCGCCGUAUCCUGGCCGCAACCCAGGCCUGCCACGACCGCCACCACCGACAUCUGGGGAGACUUUACCAAGUCCACAGGGUCGACUUCCAGCCAGCCUCAACCAGGUACAGGCUGGGUCCAGUUCUGAUCUGAGUGUAGUCCCUCUUUUUCCUCAUACAAUUUCUGGAACGAAGCCACGUCACCUGGGCCAAAAGGAAGGAGGACGAAGCACUCCCCGGCCAGCCUCUGUUUGGAGCAUGACUCUCUCCUUUCCUCCUCAGCUGACUUUGACAGACUGGCGUGUUAGGCAGUAAACGGGCACAGUGUCACACUGUUUCCUGGGACUCGAGGAGGAAAGCCCAGUAUCCCUGUCCCUGUCCCUCUCUUGACAUGAGAGACUCUGAGACUGCUGCUUCCAUCACGUGACCCAUAUUAAACAGAAGCCCCCAAAGCAAAAGAAGGGCUUGAGCGUGCUACCUGCCUCAGCUGGGCCCUUCUCAGUGGUUACAGAUGUCCCGUGAUCACUGGCCAGAAGGAGGGUCUUCUGCACGCUCAUUGGCUGUAGCCACGUCACUCACGGUGCCUUCAGAGGGGGGAUUCCUUCCUGAUUUCUGGCGGGUUUAUAGGCUGCUCCUCGAGCAGAUAAUCAGGAGGGAAAUCAAGAGUAUUAACCAGCUUUUAAAAAUUUUUUAUUUGCUUUGCUAACAUGCUGAUCUGCACUAACUCAUCUUUGCAAAAGGGACUGCUCCUGCAAGAUGUCCCAGCAGGGACCUCGGAAAGCAUCCCGCCCUGUCCGCCGUAGGAGCUGCUCUGAGCUUCAGAAAGUGUUGUUCCUUCUUGGCUAAGUGGCCUGGCUGCCGGGUCGCCACGUGGGCAGUGCGGGCUGAGGCAGGCGCCGGAAGCUGUUCGGGCAGGAAAGCCGGAAUGUUCUCAUGGCGGUGGGCGGUCCAGCCGUCCUGUCCACUGACAGCUCUCUGGGUUCACGGGCCCCCAGCGCAGUUCCCGGGGGCCUUGGGUUUUCUCCUUGGUGUGGUUUCUGAAGUGCCUUGUCUGCAGACAGCCUCUUACUUUGUUUUCUCCUUCAGAGACUGUGCACGACGGAAGGAGUUCUGAGUGAACUGGGAGACUAGGGCUGCCUGUUUUACUGGUUGAUGAGAAAUAAUUUUAUCUGAGCACACCUCGAAAUUUGCUUUUUAUCAACAAACUUUACCUCUUAAUUGAUCGAUUUUUUUGAAGGGUCAACACAACUGAAAAAAAAAAAGAAAGAGUGUUGGCCUUUUUGUGGGACCAGAUUCCGAAGAUAAAUAAAUAUUUUUACUUCUGUC
Enhydra lutris kenyoni (northern sea otter) is the source of this 2099-nucleotide messenger RNA. RefSeq names its product NECAP endocytosis associated 2. Lineage: Eukaryota; Metazoa; Chordata; Mammalia; Carnivora; Mustelidae. Gene Ontology annotation, biological process: endocytosis. Gene Ontology annotation, cellular component: clathrin vesicle coat; membrane. The record is from RefSeq and is a predicted model, not a curated record. The transcript has 8 exons. Bases 122 to 922 code for a protein of 266 amino acids.